CCGGAAGUGUGUACAUUUUGGUCUGUUGCCGAGCAGCAAGAAGCGAAGACGAAGAAUAUGUCAAGUGACCUAGUGGCCACAUGGGAGGUCGCUCUAAGUGAUGGGGUGCACACGAUAGAAUUCGAACAUGGAACAACAACAGGCAAGAGAGUCAUCCGUGUAGAUGGAAAGGAAAUACAUAGAGAAGACUGGAUGUUCAAAUUGGUUGGCAAGGAAGCAUUCAAGGUGGGCAAGGCCAAGUGUGAGAUAACCAUUGAGGCAGUCAGUGGAUUUGCCUAUGAGUACACGUUGCAAGUAAAUGGCAAAAGUUUGCAGAAGUUCUGUGAGAACCAGCGCAAGAUCACCCAGUCCUGGAUACUCCACAUAGGCGAGAACCCGAUAAGGGUCACCAUGGAGAAGGACACGGUUGAUGUGUGGGUGAAUGGAGAAAAAGUAAACACUGCUGCCGAGUUUGUUGAUGACGGAACUGAGACCCACUUUGAGAUCGGUGCUCAUUCCGCCUACAUCAAAAUCUGCAGCAGCGGCAAACGUCGAAGUGGCUUGGUGCACCAGCUGUUUGUGGACGAUGUGGAGAUACCACUUGCCAAUGACUGAGGAAACAGGAUUUCGAUCAAACAACGGAUAUAUCAAAACAAUUCACCUCAGUUCAUACUUAGACCUGAUUGUUUGGUUGUGGAAUAACUGUAGGAUUGAGCAUAUGAAUGUUUCAUGUGAUUUUUUCAAGAUUUAGCAUGGUAGUGAAAUACCUCAGUUGUCUGGAACUAUACAUAUAAAGGUAUAUUUUUUGGUGAACAAUUCAGAGAAUGAGAUAUCGAUAUGUUAUUUUUCUUGUCUUAUAAUUGUGAUACUUUACCGUCCACCUUCAGUAGAUCUUUAGUCACCUCGAGCAAACUGACCAGAGUGAAAGGUAUUAUACAGGCGAUUCUUAAUUUUAACAGUGUAACAAAUAAUUGUGAUGGUUUUGAUUGAAAAGAGGUAUGGAUCAAGACUAUUUUUGUUCAAAAUCAGUCAAAUGUGCAAAUUAUAUUUUUAUUGGGCAAUUACGUAUUGCAAUUUGUUU
Messenger RNA from Haliotis rubra (blacklip abalone), 1060 nucleotides. Its product is annotated as fas apoptotic inhibitory molecule 1-like. The record is from RefSeq and is a predicted model, not a curated record. The transcript has 5 exons. Bases 58 to 594 code for a protein of 178 amino acids. Lineage: Eukaryota; Metazoa; Mollusca; Gastropoda; Lepetellida; Haliotidae. Gene Ontology annotation, biological process: negative regulation of extrinsic apoptotic signaling pathway via death domain receptors; positive regulation of neurogenesis; canonical NF-kappaB signal transduction.